GUGCGCGUUUGGUGCGCAUUUUGACACGAAAUGCGAGUUGGAGCUGGCCAAGGGCGCGGAGGUUACCAACGCGCUAGUGGCGUCCAAAGAAGUCCGCCAGACGAAGAUGGGCCCUUCCGAGGCCAACAGGACGGACGAGCGUACGGCGCUCCUCCUCGAACUGCGUAUCGGCGAGAUCGCGCGCGGUGCUGUAUCACAACGUAUACCUGUCCUCACAGGCGUCCUCAAGAGGAGAGCCUACACGAGCCCCGUCGCCGCCGUUGACAAGAAGGCGAAGAUCAACUACGCGAAGGCACAAAUACCGCCCGCCUUAGUACCCUCUAGGCCGAUUAUACGCGCGUGCAUGCUCUACGAACCAGUUCCUAUUUCGGGUCUCGGGCGGCGUGGCUCGGCUCGUGAGCUGAGUGACGUAGGUGGCCUGGCGGCGACCGAGCGCGGCGAGCUCCUCACCAUGUAG
Messenger RNA from Saprolegnia parasitica CBS 223.65, 457 nucleotides. RefSeq lists its product as hypothetical. The record is from RefSeq and is a predicted model, not a curated record. NCBI's taxonomy places the organism in Eukaryota, Oomycota, Saprolegniomycetes, Saprolegniales, Saprolegniaceae. The coding region runs from base 107 to 457 and encodes 116 amino acids. The transcript is spliced from 2 exons.